UCCUCUUUUUUCUAUAAAACCCCUCGCUCUUGUCCUAAAAAUGGCACAAGGCCACACCCCGCAGAUCCCAGCAGCCCAACUCCUCCCCUCCCUCAUCCAGCUCCCCUACGUCCCCGGCCGCCGACGAGCUCAGCAGGGAUCUUGCGACUCGCGAAGAUGACUACUUCCAGGCGCCUUGCUGACAGGAAAACUGCCAAGUUCCAGAAGAACAUUACCAAGAGGGGUUCGGUGCCUGAAACCACUGUCAAGAAGGGGAAUGACUAUCCUGUUGGACCCAUAGUGCUUGGAUUCUUCAUCUUUGUGGUCAUCGGAUCAUCUCUGUUUCAGAUAAUCAGGACAGCGACCAGCGGCGGGAUGGCUUGAGAAUGAGGAUAUGCAGAAGAUUUGUCGCCGUAGCAGCUAAAAACCAUUCGUUGUUGGCGUAGUGUGUUCCUGUGUGUUAUGAGCUUCCUCGUCUUAUAGUACCAGGGUCUAAAAUGAUGUUUGAUGAACUGUAAACAGAGCUAAGUUAUCAAUCUUAUACAUGUUAAAUUGAUAUAUCUGCCCUGA
Molecule: messenger RNA, 549 nt
Organism: Brachypodium distachyon (stiff brome)
Lineage: Eukaryota; Viridiplantae; Streptophyta; Magnoliopsida; Poales; Poaceae
Product: stress-associated endoplasmic reticulum protein 2
Exons: 3
Coding region: 157-363 (68 amino acids)
Biological process (GO): endoplasmic reticulum unfolded protein response
Cellular component (GO): endoplasmic reticulum
Source: RefSeq, a predicted model, not a curated record